CCGGCAGGGAGGGGAGGAAGCGCAGGAAAUCUCGCAAUGGCUGUAUGGUCAGCACAGGGUUUCCUGUUCCUCUCUGGGAGCCGGAGCUGAGCCAGGUCCAGAUUGCACCGGCCCCAGCCCCGGGAGCACACCGGCGCCAACUCCGCGGCUGGGACCUCACGGCACAUACAGCCUUGUCCCACCAGGACCACGGUGCCAUGGGCUUCGGGCCGGAGCUGUGGUGCCCGCAGGGGCACAGCGCGCUGCUGCGGCUACAGGACAGUGAGCUGCGCCUUCUGGAGCUGAUGAAGAAGUGGAUGUCUCAGCGGGCCAAGAGUGAUCGGGAGUACGCGGGGAUGUUGCACCACAUGUUGUCGCAGCUGGAGAAGCAGGAGGGCUCUGGGCAGCUCCGUGCUGGUGACCACGGAGGCCAGAUUGGGGAGUCGUGGUGGGUGCUGGUGAACCAGACGGAGACACUGAGCCAGACCCUGCGGCGGCAUGCUGAGGAGCUGGCGGCGGGGCCGCUGGCCAAGCUGAGCCUGCUCAUCCGCGACAAGCAGCAGCUCCGCAAGGCCUUCAGCGAGCAGUGGCAGCAGCUCAGCCAGGAGUAUGCCCGGACCACCCAGCAGGAGAUGGAGAAGCUGAAGGCACAGUACCGCAGCCUGGUGCGUGACAGCACUCAGGCCAAGCGCAAGUACCAGGAGGCUAGCAAAGACAGGGAGAGAGAAAAGGCGAAGGAGAAGUAUGUGCGCAGCCUCUGGAAACUCUACGCCCUGCACAACCAGUACGUGCUGGCUGUGCAGGCAGCCGCGCUGCACCACCACCACCACUACCAGCGGGCGCUGCCCAGCCUCCACGAGUCCCUCUACAGCCUGCAGCAGGAGAUGGUCCUCACUCUGAAGGAGAUACUGGGGGAGUACUACAGCAUCAGCAGCCUGGUGCAGGAGGACGUGCUGGCCGUACACCAGGAAAUUGCCCGUGCUAUCGAAGCGAUCAACCCUGCCACUGAGUACAGCAGCUUUGUCCAGUGCCACAGGUAUGGCUGCGAGGUGCCGCCAGCCGUCACCUUUGAUGAAAACUUGCUGGAGGAGACGGAGAUCCUGGCACCAGGAGAGCUGCAGCUGAAUGAGCUGACUGUCGAGAGCGUCCAGCACUCCCUGACGUCCAUUGAGGAGGAGCUGGCAGACACCACGGAGACUGUGAGCAGCAAGGAGCAGCGGGUGCGGGAGCUGCAGGCUGAGAUCCAGGGCGAGGAGCAGGGGCUGAGACCUGGGGAGCGAGUGCACUUGCUGAGCAAGCGCCAGGGGCUGCAAGAGGCCCAGCAGCAGCUCCAGGGCUGCCUCUGCACCCAGGCCAAGCUUCAAGCGCAGCGGGAUGUGCUGGCCAACAAGCUGGCGGAGCUGGGCUCCGGAGACCCCCUGCCUGCUCUGCCCCUGCAGGAGGACCGGCACUCAGUCUCCUCCGUGGAGCAGGAACGCAGCGGGGCCACUGCACUGGAGACCCUCAAGAACCACAUCUCGGGCAUCUUCAGCCCCAAGUUCUCGUUGCCACCCCCCGUGCCCCUCAUCCCGGAGGUGCAGAAGCCGCUGUGCCAGCAGGUCUGGUACCACGGGGCCAUCCCACGCUCAGAGGUGCAGGAGCUGCUGAGCUGCAGCGGGGACUUCCUGGUGCGGGAGAGCCAGGGGAAGCAGGAGUAUGUGCUCAGCGUGCUGUGGGACGGGCAGCCCCGGCACUUCAUCAUCCAGGCUGCCGACAACUUGUACCGGCUGGAGGGGGACGGCUUCCCCACCAUCCCGCUGCUCGUUGACCACCUCCUGCACAGCCAGCAGCCCAUCACCCGCAAGAGCGGGAUCAUCCUGGCCAGGGCUGUGCCCAAGGACAAGUGGGUGCUCAACCACGAGGACGUGCUGCUGGGGGAGCGCAUCGGCCGGGGUAACUUUGGGGAGGUGUUCAGUGGCCGCCUGCGUGCUGACAACACCCCUGUGGCUGUGAAAUCCUGCCGGGAAACCCUGCCACCUGAGCUCAAGGCCAAGUUCCUGCAGGAAGCCAGGAUCCUCAAACAGUAUAACCACCCCAACAUAGUCCGGCUCAUCGGCGUCUGCACCCAGAAGCAGCCCAUUUACAUUGUCAUGGAGCUGGUGCAGGGGGGGGAUUUCCUGAGCUUCCUGCGCAGUGAGGGGCCCCACCUGAAGGUGAAGGAGCUGAUCAAGAUGACGGAGAAUGCUGCAGCAGGCAUGGAGUACCUGGAGAGCAAGCGCUGCAUCCACAGGGACCUGGCUGCCCGCAACUGCCUGGUGACGGAGAAGAACAUCCUGAAAAUCAGCGACUUUGGGAUGUCACGGGAGGAGGAGGAUGGUAUCUAUGCCUCCACGGGAGGCAUGAAGCAGAUCCCUGUGAAGUGGACUGCCCCCGAGGCACUGAAUUACGGCCGAUACAGCUCAGAGAGCGACGUCUGGAGCUUCGGCAUCCUGCUGUGGGAGGCCUUCAGCCUGGGCGCCGUCCCCUACGCCAACCUCAGCAACCAGCAGACGCGCGAGGCCAUCGAGCAGGGCGUGCGGCUGGACCCCCCCGAGCAGUGCCCCGAGGAGGUGUACCGCCUGAUGCGGCGCUGCUGGGAGUACGACCCCCGCCGGCGGCCCAGCUUCAGCGCCGUCCACCAGGACCUCAUCGGCAUCCGCAAGCGGCACCGGUGAGGGGCGGCCCCGCGCCCCGGGGCCCCCCGGGGCAGCAAGGGC
Oxyura jamaicensis (ruddy duck) is the source of this 2714-nucleotide messenger RNA. RefSeq names its product FES proto-oncogene, tyrosine kinase (gene FES). NCBI's taxonomy places the organism in Eukaryota, Metazoa, Chordata, Aves, Anseriformes, Anatidae. The record is from RefSeq and is a predicted model, not a curated record. Gene Ontology annotation, biological process: chemotaxis; peptidyl-tyrosine phosphorylation; regulation of mast cell degranulation. Gene Ontology annotation, molecular function: ATP binding; non-membrane spanning protein tyrosine kinase activity.